AAAGCAUUCAAUCACAGAAACAGUGUGCAAUAUAUAAGAGAAUUUGCGCACGCAGGCGAGGCGGUAUUUUCGUUCGAGUGCCACGUAAAUAAGAGAAUACAGGACCAAUAAGAUUGCCCUAGGAUAAAAAGUCCCGCGACGACGCACAUGGGUGAUCGCAGUGACAAAACAUUUCAUUUGCAUUAAAGAGUUCAUAACGCAGGUAUUCUGGACACAGGUAGCACGAUAUGGCUACCUCUCAUCUAGUAGUGACUUUCUGUGCCACUGCUGGCAAGAAUGGGGAAGAUUUAGGAGUGGACGAGGAACAAAUUGUGCUCUUUGUGUAUCUAUUAUUCGACGUGCUAAACUGCAAGGUAGUUGCUGUUCAACAACAUUAUGUUAAGCCUCAACCAUCAGAGACAACAGAAACUGUGCUUACAGAAGAAUGUAAGACAGAGACCGGCCUUAAUGAAGAAGCAGUCAAGCAUUCUCAGCCUCUAGAACACAUCCUGGAUGAGUUCGACAGAUUUUUGUCUUCCAAAGGAGUUCACCCGGAACACGGAGGGAAAUCAUUCUGUGUCUUAACAGAUGGACAGUUACAUCUUCGCCAAUGUCUCCACCCGGAGACCACCAACAAAAACAUUUCAUUGCCCUCAUAUUUUUUCAAGUUUUACGACUUGCGGAAAGAAUUCAAGAAGUUCUACAAAACAGAUAAUAUACCCAAUAUAAAAUCUAUGCUGGACUAUUUAGGAUUACAAGAGGACAACUCUGUGGAAUAUGGAAUUCGACAAUGUCAAGAAAUGGCGAAUGUUCUUCACAGAUUAAUCAACGAUGGACACGUGUUUGGGGAACCAGAGAUAAUAAACGAACGCUUAGAACCCGGUAUAUGCAGUAAAUCGGACAUUGUAGAUGACAAUCAUGUUGUUCGGGCUCGCGGUCUUCCAUGGCAGUCUUCCGACCAAGACAUCGCUCGAUUCUUCAAAGGAUUGAACAUUGCAAAAGGUGGCGUAGCUCUUUGCUUAAGUCCGCAGGGUAGGAGGAAUGGGGAGGCAUUGGUGAGAUUAGAAAAUGAAGAAAAUAGGGACCUAGCACUGAAAAGGCAUAAACAUCAUAUUGGUCAAAGAUACAUAGAGGUGUAUAAAGCCACUGGAAAGGAUUUCGUCAAUGUUGCCGGUGGUAGUAAUUCAGAAGCACAAGCAUUUCUUUCAAGAGGUGGACAAGUCAUUAUACGCAUGCGUGGUUUGCCAUUUACAGCCACAGCGCAACAGGUGCUAGAGUUCUUUGCUCGAGAGCCAUCCGUUUCGGUGUUGGAUGGAGAAGAAGGGAUUCUCUUCGUUCACUAUCCUGAUGGAAGAUCCACUGGUGAUGCUUUUGUACUUCUUGCCUCAGAAGAAGACGCUGUGUCAGCCUUGAAGAAACACAGGGAGAUAAUGGGAACACGCUACAUUGAACUCUUUAAAAGCACUACAGCUGAAGUUCAACAGGUUCUCAACAGAAGUAUGGACCCACGAAACCCAGAACCCCAAGAAACCCCUCUUCCAGCAAUAAUCACUCAACUAACUCCGCAAAGCCAGCUUCCUUACAUUCCUCAAAGCCUCAUUACCAGCGGCACGCGUCGCGAUUGCAUCCGGUUACGCAACAUUCCAGGUGGCGCUCAGGUUACAGAUAUUCUUAACUUCCUGGGCGAGUUCUCUCAAUUCAUAAUCUUCCAGGGCGUUCACAUGGUUUAUACAGCACAGGGGGAACCUUCAGGUGAAGCAUUCAUACAGAUGGAUUCUGAGGAGUCAGCACAGCUGACAACAAUAAACAGAAAUAAGAGACACAUGGUGUUUGCCCAAAAGAAAAGAAUAAUUGAUGUUAUACAGUGCUCUGGGGAGGAUAUGAAUCUCGUUUUGACUAAUGGUAUUCCCACAACGUCUAUACCUUCACCACCACAAAUACCUUUUAUACAGAGACCCAUUCUAUCACAAGGAUUGUCUUCUUUUCCCUCCCCAACAACGCCCACACUCAUUCCAACGUCUUUGCCAUCACUGCAGCCGGCAUCAUUGCCUAUUGCCCACUUGCCACAGCAUCUCCAGACGGCCGCAUUCCCGCCAACUAUGAUGUCUGCCCCCCUUGCAGCAGCUCCACGACCAGCCUACUUCCCCCAGAUUGUUUACUGGUACCCUAGCCCUCCUAUUUCUCCACAAACCUAUGUCACACAUACAGGGCCUCCGACGCUUGUCGUAUUGAGAGGCCUACCCAUCAAUGCACAAGUUCAAGACAUACUGAACUUCUUUCAAGGUUUUCCAGAGGUAACCCCAGAGAACAUUCAGAUCCAGAUUUUACCCGACGGAAGACUUACAGGGGACGCAUUGAUUUCCUUCAUGACACGGUCGGAAGCAGAGCGUGCAAUAGCUCAGAGAAGCAAACAUACAAUAGGACAGUGUGUUAUAGAGCUGUUUCUAGCCUAAAUUGACAUGGGUAAAGUACGCAGUGUGAAAAAAAAUAAUAUAAAAAGAAAGAAAAUCACACAAUGUGUUCAGACAUUCCAGGGUCCAAAUAGAUAUGUUUAUUUUAGCAAUUUUAUGAUGUUUAUUGUAUUAUAAUUGUAAAGAUAUAUAUAUAUAAGCUAAUCUCAUUUUUCUUGAAAAGAUCUUGUAUUUCAGCUAAAAAAUAGAUCUGAACACACAUGGCAAAAUCUAGCAAUAUUAUUUUUAUAUAUAAUUUCCAGUCAAAGUCUUGCCUGUCUCACUUCCGUUUCUGACUAUUUUGCCAUGUUUGUAUUUUAAGAGUUGUUAGUACAUGGUGUAUGUUACUCUAUAGAACAGAUUACUGCAAAAGAAUACGUUGCUAAUUAUUGGCGUUAUUAGUGCUGCGAGAAAUUGACAUUUGUUUAAUUUCAUGAAAAAAAGAAUAUUUCAAAGUAAUUAUAUAACAUUGAUAUGCAUAUAUAAGUGCCUAAUUUGAGUAUUGAAUCAAGUAUUGUUAUGCCGUUAUACACGUUACGAAAUGAUUGUGAGUACGCAUUGUUUAUUUUGUUUUUUUGUUUUUAUUGUUGUUUAUGUUUAUAUCAAAACAUAUCACUCCAUGACAGCCGUUGAUAUUUUUGUAUUUUUUAACCUUGUUUGAAUAUAAGACUUUUUUUAAUAUCUCGAAGUGAAGAUUUUUAUGAUAAUUUGACACCAGUCAAAACUUUAUAGAAAAAAAAACAGUUCUAUACACCAAAAUCAACGCAUAACUCUUAUAAAUAUGCAAGAAAAAUUCUAUGCAAUAUCAAGAAAUCAAACUGAAAUUUGAAUGUUCUAGUCAUAUUUGUUGUUUAGAAUUUAUUACAUGUAAUAUACUAAAUAAUACUAGUAAUCUCAUAUUUAGCAAGCGCUUCAUACUUUGAUUAUUUGAGGUUGUGAUUCUGAAUUGUUGUACAUAAGCCAUGACAGCUAUUU
Messenger RNA from Saccostrea echinata, 3404 nucleotides. RefSeq names its product epithelial splicing regulatory protein 1-like. The transcript has 14 exons. The coding region runs from base 228 to 2432 and encodes 734 amino acids. Gene Ontology annotation, molecular function: 3'-5'-RNA exonuclease activity; mRNA binding. Gene Ontology annotation, cellular component: nucleoplasm; ribonucleoprotein complex. Lineage: Eukaryota; Metazoa; Mollusca; Bivalvia; Ostreida; Ostreidae. Gene Ontology annotation, biological process: regulation of RNA splicing. The record is from RefSeq and is a predicted model, not a curated record.